This is a messenger RNA of Annulohypoxylon truncatum, 2106 nucleotides long. Its product is annotated as putative GMC oxidoreductase. The record is from RefSeq and is a predicted model, not a curated record. Gene Ontology annotation, molecular function: oxidoreductase activity, acting on CH-OH group of donors; flavin adenine dinucleotide binding. The transcript has 4 exons. Bases 172 to 2106 code for a protein of 644 amino acids. NCBI's taxonomy places the organism in Eukaryota, Fungi, Ascomycota, Sordariomycetes, Xylariales, Hypoxylaceae.
AUUUCCCCCCUCUGAUAUUUUUCUCUUACGGUUCUAAUUCCUACCUAGGUACCUAUCCUUUAUUGGCUUGACUCCUACUUUUUAUUUUUAUUUUAUAAGGAUCGUGCGCAGUGGUAACGGGCGUCUGAGCAACUUCCCCGUCUACGGGACAUCUUGAAAACGUAUUUUAAGAUGUGGCCUUUUUCCUCUUAUCCGGAAUACUCCCCGUCUCAAGUCGAUGGCAAAAUCUAUGACUAUAUCAUUGUAGGAGGCGGCACUGCUGGUUGCGUUAUUGCAUCACGUUUGUCAGAAGAUCGCGAUGUCUCGGUUCUCGUACUAGAAAGAGGUCACGUCAAGGAUAAUGUAGUAUCACGUAUGCCGCUUGUCAGCCAGAAUAUGUUCCUCGGAAACACACUGCAAGUUCAAAGCAAUCGCUGGUCAGAGCCGAUGCCUGGUGCCAACAGAAGAAGAAAUCGUCUGUGGGCAGUAGAAGGAAUUGGAGGUGCAACUCGUAUGAAUGCAAUGCUGUGGACUCGCGGGUUUCCUGGAGACUACGCUGCCUGGUAUGAAAUGGGCCUCAAAGACUGGGCUUAUGAGAAACUCGAGCCAUAUUUCCGAAAGAUUGAGAACGCCGUCGCCCAUCCAAAAUCUAGCUCAAGAGGCCAUAAAGGCCCUAUUGAGCUGCGGCAGUUUACCUACCCAUUUAUAUGGACCACAUAUAUUGAGAAGGCUGUCCAGAAACUUGGCUUACGCCUUGAAAAGGACACCAACGACCCUACUGCGCCGGCUAUGGGUUACUUCAACCUUGAUACAUCCAUUGAUGCCCAUGGAAGGAGAAUUUCGGCAUUUUCUGCGUAUCUAAACAAAACAGUGGCUUUGCGGAGACGAGGUCACCUCGCCGUCUGCACCGGUGCCGUUGCAUCGAGAUUAGACGCAGAUGCUCAAACGGGACUUGUCACUGGAGUCCACAUUCGAUGUUCCAGCGGUUUACCUAAGGAAUUUUUCGUUAAGGCACGGCGUGAAGUCAUUGUUUGUUCUGGUGCAGCCUGUACUCCGCAGCUUCUUUUGCUUAGUGGGAUUGGACCUAAGCAAUCGUCGGAAAAGUUUGGCAUUCCCCUCGUCAAGGAGCUACCGGCAGUAGGUGCUACGUUAUCCGAUCAUUACAGCAUCCCUAUCAUGCUCGAAGUCCAACCGAAAGAAACAUUUCACAUCUUAGAAACAGUUUGGGGCAUCUGGUAUUUUCUACUUUGGCUGUUCUUUGGAAAAGGCCUUCUGGGUCUAUCUUCCAUGUCUAAUUCGGUUUUUAUACGUACUGGCGCCAUUGACGAGAGUAACAUGCAAGUUAAAAGCCAUGACGAAGAAGGACGCGACAAUCUAGACGCCUCCAUAUCUCGUAAUGUUCCAGACAUCGAAGUCAUGUUUAUGCCUAGCAGCUCUGUUGAAAGAGCUGUUUUAGGCCAUACAUUUAUGUCGAUAUACCCUACCUUGGUCCAACCAUGUGGCUCAGGUCGUGUUGAGUUGGUAAAUACGGAUUCACUUAGCCAACCUCAAAUAACGUACCCAUUAUUUACCAACGAACGUGACAUCACAUCUGCUAGACUCGCUGUCCGUUUCGCUAUGCGGCUAGCUGACGAGCUACAACACUCGGGCUAUCCACAUCCCAUAAGGCUCGCCUUCGCUCCAGGCCAAGAUCCUAGCAUUCUUGACGAGUGGGAGAACUCUGCUCCCGUUGAUUAUUUACCAGGACCGGAACCAGUCGUUCCGUCUAUUCUGGGCGUGCGGGACUCUCAAGUUGCUGCGGAUUCCAAGCAGCGCAUCACUGAAGGGCUUGAAUCACGAAUGAAUAAGACAUGGAAAAGCGUCACGGACGAUGAGAUCGACAUCUAUAUGAGGAGAGUAAGCCACACGAGUUUGCAUUUCUCAGGCACGUGUCCCAUGUCCAAUGAUGAGAAAUCAGGCGUUGUUGAUCAAGAACUCCGCGUGCACGGUUUCAGCAACUUGAGAAUUGCGGAUACAAGCGUAUUUCCUAAGAUCCCCAGUUGUCACACCAUGGCACCUGUGAUGGCUGUGGCAGAAAGAUGUGUAGACUUGGUGAAAGCGGCGUGGAAAGAGAGGAAAUCACAGUAG